Neurospora tetrasperma FGSC 2508 is the source of this 2856-nucleotide messenger RNA. RefSeq lists its product as uncharacterized. The coding region runs from base 156 to 2558 and encodes 800 amino acids. The transcript is spliced from 2 exons. Lineage: Eukaryota; Fungi; Ascomycota; Sordariomycetes; Sordariales; Sordariaceae. The record is from RefSeq and is a predicted model, not a curated record. Gene Ontology annotation, cellular component: fungal-type vacuole membrane; vacuolar transporter chaperone complex.
CAGCGAGGGAGCUUGAAAGUCUCGAUUUCCCGCAAUCAAUUCUCGCAACAGCAUCAUCGCAUCACAUUUUCUCAACAGCGUCUUCCACACAAGCCUCAAUUAGCAGCAGCACCAGCAGCAGCAGUAGGUAGCAACACGACAACAUCACUGCGACCAUGCGUUUCGGCAAGACGCUCAAGCAGUCCAUGUACGAGCCAUGGCGGGACAAGUACAUUGAAUAUGAUAAGCUCAAGAGCCUCCUCCGAGAGGAUAGACCUGACGAUGACGAACCAUGGACCGAGGAGGAUGAGGUCCGCUUCUGCGACGAGAUUUUCAAUGUCCAGCUCGAAAAGGUCGCCCAGUUCCAGGAGGAGAAGAUGCAGGAGCUGCGUCAGCGAGUAGAUGCCGCCUUCGACAAGCUCAGAGAUCUGCCACCGGCCGAUUCCGAAAACAAGGACAAACCGACCGACGAAGCCCUCGCCCAACGACUCAAAGAACUCGAGGCCGAGCUGGAUGCCAUUACAAACGAAGUCAAGGAACUUCGAAAGUACAGCAAUCUGAACUACACGGGCUUCCUCAAGAUCGUCAAGAAGCAUGACCGGAAGCGUGGCGAUCGGUACAAGAUCCGUCCCAUCAUGCAGGUCAGCCUGUCCAAGCGGCCCUUCAACUCGGAGCAAGGGUACACGCCUCUGCUCAACAAGCUGUCGCUCUUGUACUUCGCCAUCCGCCAACAUCUCGAAGAGAAUGGUUCCGUAGAGCCGUACCAUCUCGAUCCCAUAAGUCAGCCCGAGACACACAACGGCGAGAAGUAUACGGCCUACAAGUUCUGGGUACACCCCGACAACCUGCUCGAGGUGAAGACGUAUAUCCUUCGUCGGCUCCCUGCCCUUGUUUACAGCCACCAGUCGUCCAAGGAAUGGGAUGGAGACGAGGACCCGACCAUCACAUCCUUGUACUUUGACAAUGCCAACUUCCAGCUGUACUACCAGAAGGUGGAACGUGAAGCCGAGGCGUCAUCGCUCCGCUUGCGUUGGUAUGGUCAAUUGAGCCAGAAUCCAGAGAUCGUGUUUGAGCAAAAGAUCAUACACGACAACGGCACUAGCGAGGAGCGCAAGUUCCCCAUUAAGGAGAAGUACAUCAAGCCCUUUUUGGAUGGCGAGUACAAGAUGGAGAAGUCGAUCCAGAAGAUGGAACGACAGGGCCAGAGCACCGCAGACGUGGAAGAGUUUCGUUCCACUGCCGAGGCGAUUCAGGAUUACAUUCGCAGCAACAAACUCGAGCCCGUCGUUCGCGCAAACUACGUCCGAACGGCCUUCCAGAAUCCCGGAGAUGAUCGCAUUCGCCUGUCUAUUGACACCGACAUUGCCUUCAUUCGCGAGGAUACCCUCGACCGCGAUAGGCCGUGCCGUGAUCCAAACAACUGGCACCGUACCGAUAUCGACGACAGCAACAUGACCUAUCCCUUCAAAAACAUCAACCAGAGCGAGGUGUCGCUGUUUCCCUAUGCAGUGUUGGAAAUCAAGCUGAAGGAAGACCAGAACCGCAAGCGACCUGUCUGGGUCACGGACCUGAUGGCCUCGCAUUUGGUCCACCCUUGCCCUCGCUUUUCCAAGUUCAUGCAAGGCGUCGCCUCUCUUUUCGAGGACUACGUCAACAGGUUGCCCUUCUGGCUGCCCGAUCUGGACACCGAUAUCCGCAAGGAUCCCCAAGUGGCCUUCGAGGAGGAGGAGGUGAAACGAGCCCACCGUGCACAGAACGAGCAAGUAGUCGGCAGUUUCCUCGGAACCAAACUAGGCAACUCGUUCAAGCCAUCUCGGAGCUCUCCAGUGGCCAAGUCAUACCUCGCCGAGCGGGUGGCGGCCGAGAGCAGCGGCGCCAAAGCGCAAACCCCCGCCUCCGGGGCGACAGACAGGACCCCUACCGCUGUUACUCCGGCCGGUGAACUCAACGAAAGCAGCAGCAGCCAGCAACAGGAUGGCGGCCAGCAACAAGGAGGCCGUAGCGAGUACGGCACCAUGACCCUCUCCUCCGUCUUCCCUGGCUUCUCUCUCUCCAAGUACUCCAAAGCCAUGCGUCUCAAGCGGGCCCAGGGCGAAGGCGGCCGCCGUGGCUCCGUGACCCUGCCGCCCGGCGUCGAGGAGCCUACCGAGUGGCUCAAGAACUCAGGCCCCUUGCAGAUCGAGCCCAAGGUCUGGCUGGCCAACGAGCGGACGUUCCUCAAGUGGCAGCACAUUUGCGUGCUGCUCGGCGGCUUGGCCAUCAGCUUGUACACAGCCGCGGGCAGGGGCACGGUGGCGGAGUGGAUUGCGGUUGGGUUCAUCAUCAUUGCGGCGUUUGCCGGUGGCUGGGGGUAUUUCUUGUUGCACUCGAGGAGGAAGAUGAUCAUUGAACGGAGCGGCAAGGACUUUGACAACUUCUUUGGCCCAUUGGUGAUCAGUGUUGCACUGAUGGUAGCGCUGAUUCUGAACUUUAGCUUUGCGUAUCGCGACUUCUUGGCUAGAGCUCAGGCUAGAGCUGCGGUUGAAGCUCUGUUCAUCCAAAGCAGCAACGCAUCGGCGAGUCACAUCGACCUGAGAUAGUGGUGUUUGUAGAGCUUGGUCGGUUGACGUGAGACUAGAAAAGAAAUUCAUGCUUGAUGAACGAAGGGAUAACAAAAGAUUGGAUACGGAAAACAAACUUGGUUAUGACUGCAUGAUUUGGGGAUCUGGCGUGUGGCCGAUGGUUGAGUAGAAGAAUGUCUCGACGGGGAUUGUGUUGAGGUAGGCAUACAUACAGUUUGGCAUGAUUGGAAGCAUCAAGAUUAGUAUGCAAGGGCACUUGAAUCGGUAACAUGUUGAUGGCUAUGGAAAGGGGGCAUGUCCCUCUCUUUCUCUCUCU